AGUGACGUCACGCCCGUAAAGCGUUCUUCCUAGCUUCAUUAAAAAAAAGAAGAUAGACUAUUUACGUGGAGUGUGAAGGGAAACGCAGUUAGCGGAGCACGCCGCUAGUGAUGUCAUAGAAAUUUUACUAAACAAAAGCACUUCGUCGUGCACCGAGGGCAUUUUUUUGUUCCUUUCGGGCUGACAAAAGACACUUGAGCCUCAUUUAAUCCGCGCAUGAGCUGGGAUGCACCGCGAUUAGCCGCUAACGUUAUUAGCCACCUUUGCUCGUUAGCUUCCCGGGACGGCGCUGCUUGAACGACGGGACGGAGCACACCGGAUAGUGCAUUAUGACUGACAGCAUUAUGAGUAAAGCAGCCACAAUGGAGAUUCCAAUCAACAGCAAUGGUGACACAGGGACACUGGCAGAAGACGACAGCCUUGAACAGGCUGCAAAACUGCAAUGGAGCUUAGAUGAGAAGGUAGGGAGCUCCACAGGCGCCAGGGACCUGCAGCAGGUGAUGGUGUCGGGUCCCAAUCUAAACGAGACCAGCAUUGUGUCAGGGGGCUAUGGAGGAACAGCAGAGGGCAUCAUCUCAACCGCCACAAUCAAAGGCCCUGGUAUACACUACAAUGCAGAAUUUAACAAAAGGAUCCCAGUGACAGGAUUAGGUCCCAACAUGCACCACAGCAGCAGCAGCUCGUCGAUGGCAGCGGAACAAACGACCCGUGGUGUGGCUGUGGAAAAGAUAGAAACCGUGAAGAAGUGGGGCCUCAACACUUACAAGUGUACGAAGCAGAUGAUCUCGGAACGUUUUGGUCGGGGGUCCCGGACGGUGGACCUGGAGCUGGAGGCCCAGAUCGAGGUGCUCAGAGACACUAAACGGAAGUACGAGACUGUGCUACGAUUGGCCCGAGCCCUCACCAACCACUUCUACAACAUGGUGCAGACGCAGCAUUCGCUGGGUGACACCUUUGCUGAACUCAGCCAGAAAUCUCCAGAGCUACGGGAUGAAUUUGGCUACAACGCAGAGACCCAGAAGCUGUUGUGUAAGAACGGUGAGACUCUACUUGGUGCCAUUAACUUCUUUGUGUCCAGCAUCAACACAUUAGUUAACAAGACCAUGGAGGACACACUGAUGACCAUCAAGAUGUAUGAAAAUGCCAGGCUGGAGUUUGAUGCUUAUCGAUCGGACCUGGAGGAGUUGAGUAUGGGUCCCAGGGAUGCUGUAGCCAUGGCCCGCAUAGAUGCUGCUCAGCAACAGUACCAAGUUCAUAAAGAGAAGUAUGAACGCCUCCGCUCAGACGUCAUCAUCAAACUGAAGUUCCUGGAGGAGAAUAAGGUGAAAGUGAUGCAUAAGCAGCUCCUCCUCUUCCAUAAUGCUAUCUCAGCAUACUUUGCUGGCAACCAGCAGCAGCUGGAGCAAACGCUGAAGCAGUUCAACAUAAAGUUGAAGCCUCCAGGUGCUGACAAGCCUUCCUGGUUAGAGGACCAGUGAGAGCUCUGCUGGACCUCCUGCAGCCUCCUACUCUACUACCACCUCCACCUGUUUCCUGUUGAAACCCCCAACUUACAGUGGACCACUACAGAGGGAAACGUCAAGAGCAUUUGGUGGAAGAACAUAGAAAAGGGCGUGGAAGGAUGAUUGAACAGAUGAAUUGCAGGGUAUUAUUGAUGAAUGGGCUUGAUGCCCCAGGGAACAAAGUGGCCAGUUUUAUGAACAGCCAAGAGGCUUUUAAUGCCACUCUUUCCCACCUUUCUUUAUUUCCAGUCUGUGCUCCUUCUCCAAGAGGAACUUUCCAUCUCUUCCUUCCUCCUUUCCCAUUUAACUUGAGCCCCUUCUAUUGCUGUGUGAGCUUGUGUUCGUCAUGUUUAUGGCAAUUAAUGUACUCCUGAAGUGCUCCCAACGCUCCAAGUUAAACCUACCUAAUCUUAUUGUCAGACAGACAAGGAAAGGAAAAUGGUGGAACCAUAAGAACACAAUCGCAUUAUCAUUGUCCAUGUGUGCCUCCUUAAAUAUGAUGCUCAUACUAAUGAAGCUCUGGUCUGGUAACAUUUAAACUAGUACAAAUAUGAUUUGUAUGGUACACUGGAAACGAAUGUGCAGACUUGAAAUCAAUGUACAAUUUAAAUGAAAUACUGUUGAUCGUUUUUAAAACACAAUGUUGUGUUUAUACUUUACUUAUUUUAUGUUGUCUCUUUUUUCCCCUCAUAAUUUCAGUUGAGCUUUAAAGUAGCAACAGCAGUGUGACAGUGUACUGUCAUGGCUGUCACAUGACUCAAGUCUAUUUUAACCCAUACACUGUAUGUACCAUCACUGAAGAAACACUGCCACAGUAUGAGAGAAUGCUGCUCUUUACUAAUUGUCUUUUUACUUACCCAAAGAGAAAAGAAAGCAACAUUCGUUAGAUUAUUGCCUUUAUUUUGUUAUUGAGCAACAUUAAUUGACUCGGCCUCACUGGACUGAGUGAAGACAUCAAUGGCAGUCAGCUUCAACACGUGAACAGAAGCGAAAGUAGAAUAUAUUUGUCUGUGGGUUACCUUUCUUCACACUGAAGAUCACUGUAGCUGCUGAAAUAUUAACUAAAUAUAAUCAUUCAGCAUUAAAUCUUCUGAUUUAAAGGUUUUGGGAGGGAUAACACUAAUGAUUGCUCACUUGUUUUACAUUGUCUCAGUAAGAUAUUGGUGACUAAUCAGUUGUUGACAAUUAAGAGCAGGUAUUGCCAUGAAAUAGUGGCAUGAAACUGCAUGUAAUGCUGAAUGUGUAUGUUCAUCAUGUGUUAAUAUGCUAGAAUCAUCAUAUUGUACAUGAAGGUUUCUGGGAUGUGCAUAUUGUUAAUCUGAGUAUCAUAUUUGUGGCACUUUGCAGAUGAGACACUAACAUGAAAACAUUCCUCUGGCUAAACGAGAUCUGUAAUUCACAUGCUCCAAAAAUAAUAAUGAUUGAUUUCCUAACGUGAAGGUAAUCCAGUGUGAUGAAUGCCUACCAUGCUCUACUGAACUCCCCGCAGCCUUUCAAUACGAGAAGCCAGAGUUUGGUGAAACCGCCAUCAGUUACAGUGUUUAGUCCUCCAGCUUCUUGCCUUGUCUGUAUUUGCAUGGCAGGCAGUGAUUUGAAGUGUAGGUGCAGCUAUUUAUGAGUGACUGACGCUCCUCUCACCCUUCUGUGUGCCUGCUCGCAUGGACUGGGAUAAUGUCACACUGUGGUUUUGCUAUUAAAGCUGCCCUUGAUCUGGACAAAUACAACAGAGGGGGGAUUUGGGGGUUUUGAUAAACAGCGAAUAUCAAAAAAUAGAUUAUUUGUUAGUUUUGUGUUUUCUUGGUUCCUGUGUGUUAUAUCAACUGAGUGUUUUUUUUAUUUCUGGCUGAAGUCUUUAAAGCCUCAAUUUCUCUCUUGGCUAAAAUUGCUCCUGGUCUGCGUGUCGCCACACAGCAAUAUCAAUGAAAUGUGACUCCUCUUUUCCAGUCCACUUCCCUUUUGAGCUCCUAACCCCACACUAAAAGGAAGUUUUGUACUAUAAGAUAUUUUUCUUUGUGUACAAUCAAUAUUUUCUAGCCUGAGCUGGUGUAUUGUACUGUAAGAACGAUUGCACGUGUUGGUAUUCAAGAUGGGAAAUGAAGUUGUGCCAUAGAUUGAUGUGAUACUAUGCCUUCACUCCUCACGCAGACCUAAAAAAGUCCCACCCAAGGGAACAAAUUAAAAGUUUCCAAACA
Betta splendens (Siamese fighting fish) is the source of this 3694-nucleotide messenger RNA. RefSeq names its product ADP-ribosylation factor interacting protein 2b (gene arfip2b). NCBI's taxonomy places the organism in Eukaryota, Metazoa, Chordata, Actinopteri, Anabantiformes, Osphronemidae. Gene Ontology annotation, cellular component: trans-Golgi network membrane. The transcript is spliced from 10 exons. The record is from RefSeq and is a predicted model, not a curated record. Gene Ontology annotation, biological process: intracellular protein transport; regulation of Arp2/3 complex-mediated actin nucleation. Gene Ontology annotation, molecular function: protein domain specific binding; phospholipid binding. Bases 330 to 1478 code for a protein of 382 amino acids.